Rhinichthys klamathensis goyatoka is the source of this 1049-nucleotide messenger RNA. RefSeq lists its product as uncharacterized. The transcript has 4 exons. The record is from RefSeq and is a predicted model, not a curated record. Gene Ontology annotation, cellular component: membrane. Gene Ontology annotation, molecular function: tumor necrosis factor receptor binding. NCBI's taxonomy places the organism in Eukaryota, Metazoa, Chordata, Actinopteri, Cypriniformes, Leuciscidae. The coding region runs from base 128 to 883 and encodes 251 amino acids. Gene Ontology annotation, biological process: immune response.
GAUGCCGAAACUUAACGAGUAGGCUGUUUGUUUUGGGCGUUGAAGAAAACACGUGGGAGAAUUGGCAUAUAUAGGCUAGAGGAGUCCGAGCCGAGGGAAUGAAGCGGUGCUUUUUAAACUAUCCGUUAUGGAGAUGGGGAAAGAAGAGAUUGCCGCUAAAGAGUGCGUGGUUUUAAUGAAGCCCGCGAGCCGUCUGAAGACACAGUUCCACUCACUGCGGCGACAGGUAUACUUCUUCCAGUCCAUAUGUGUGCUAUUCUGCUUCACCAGCUGCCUGUUCACGAUCAUCAAUCACGCAUACCCGUCGACGUGCAAGGAAAAUAUAACUGAGGCACCUAAAAUUGGAAUGCAGCGUCAGAGCAGCAACGCAAUGACCCCGACACAAAUAAACACAUCCAUCACUCGUCUGACAGUGAAAGAAAGUGAUUUGCCUAAAGACGGAAUUUUUGCUAAAGAAGAACAACUUGUGCCAUGGCAGCUCUCACUAGAAAAUCUGGCACCAAACCAUAUCCAAUACUUGACCUUGGAAAACAAAACAUCUCUGAGGGUCAUUCGUGACGGAACGUACAAAGUUUCUUUGCAGAUCACGUACAGAGGAACCAAUGAAUGGAUGAACACAAUUGAUGGGAGCUACAUUCUGGAGCAUAAUAUUAAGCAUCACACUGACAGAUAUAGUAAAGAGGCCCUGCUUCUGCUCACCUACAUUGAAACAGUGACAUUUACAUCCCGAUACUGGAAAAAAAGUAUGUUCUCUGAAGGUAUUUUUUUCCUCGAAUCUGGGGAUAGACUCGAGGUAGGGACCAACAGUCUGCCCCUUAUUGAUUCUGGAAAAAAUGCGGGGAAAAAAACAGUCUUUGUGGUGUAUCCUCAUUUUUCCACAUGAGGAGAAUAUGGCGAAAAUAAAAACAAAAAUGACAUUCCCUCUGUGCUUUGCACAAAGAUCGAAAGGGCUACCAUGAAUGAUGUAUCAUAUUCAUUUGUCUGUCAUCUAAACCGGUUAUUUUACUGUCAGCAGAAUAAUUUGGAUCUCAGAUAUAUUUGAGAUAUAA